Molecule: messenger RNA, 759 nt
Organism: Cynara cardunculus var. scolymus (artichoke)
Lineage: Eukaryota; Viridiplantae; Streptophyta; Magnoliopsida; Asterales; Asteraceae
Product: protein EARLY FLOWERING 4-like
Exons: 1
Coding region: 80-478 (132 amino acids)
Biological process (GO): positive regulation of circadian rhythm; entrainment of circadian clock
Cellular component (GO): nucleus
Source: RefSeq, a predicted model, not a curated record
CACUCAGGUUCACGUGGACUUGAGAGUUGAGACGAACAAAACAUAAGCUUUCAUCAAAUCUGAUAAAUGAUUUGAUUGAAUGACAACCCUCGAUUCUUCCUCCGCCGCUGAAUCGAGUAUGGAUGAAUCAUCGAAUCUUCAACAACCUCCGUCCGCCACCAAUGACCGUCGCUUCGACGGCGGUGGUCUCUCCGAUGAAGAACAGAAUAGCAAAGGAUCCCAGGUGGUGUGGAGUAACUUCACCGAUAGCUUCCGUGAAGUCCAAUCCGUAUUGGACCGAAACCGAGUGUUGAUUCAUCAGGUUAACGAGAAUCACCGGUCCAAAAUUCAUGAAAAUAUGGUGAUAAACGUUGCCCUAAUUCAAGAGAUCAACAACAACGUUUCGAAAAUCGUGUCGCUUUACUCCGAUCUCUCUACGAACUUCUCGAGUGUGUUUCAUCAACGGAAUUCGGAGACUGAUGCAGACAAACCAGAAUAAGAGUUUUGAUCGAUUUUGCAGUAAUUCCAAUAUUCCCUCUUUUUCAUCGUCAUGGUUUCUUGUCGAUUAUGAUGUUAAUUUUGACUUUUCGGAAUUUAAUAAUCUCUAAGUGUUGGAUUUAUAUUUCUGCUUAUGGAAUAUCGGAGUGAUUGUGUGUAAUUUGUUGUGUUCUUGACGGAGGGAAUCUGAAGAUGGGAAAACCAGUUUAUAUUAUAAAUCUAUGUUGUAUGAUUCGUUUAGUUGUUUCAAAUUGAGAUUCAUUUCCUGGUUUCCGAACCAAA